AUGCCGGGGGGCGGCGGCGGCCGGGGCCGGCCGGCCGGGCUGCUCCUGCUGCUCCUGGGCUGGGGCUGGGCCUCGUCUUCGUCCAGCGCGCCCCCGUCUCCCUACAACGCGCCCGCCUCCGGCGCGCCCCCUUCCCCCUACAACGCGCCCCGCGCUCCCUUCACCGCGCCCGCCUCCAGCGCGGCGCCUUUCCCCUACAACGCGCCCCCGUCCGGGCCCGGGGACUGGUGCCCGGAGCCGUGCCAGUGCUCCUCGGCCGCCCGCACCGUCAAGUGCGUGAACCGCAACCUCAGCGCGGUGCCCGUCCGCCUGCCCUCCAACGUGCGCAUCCUCUUCCUCACGGGCAACCGGCUGGGCCGGCUGGCCCCCGGGGCCUUCGCCCGCCGCCCGCCGUUGGCCGAGCUGGCCGCGCUCAACCUGAGCGGCAGCCGGCUGGAGGCCGUGCCCUCCGGGGCCUUCGCCCACCUGCCCGCCCUGCGCCAGCUGGACCUGAGCCGCAACCCCCUGGGCAAGCUGGGCCCGCGGGCCUUCGCCGGCCCGGUGGCGCUGGAGGAGCUGGCGCUCAACGAGGCCCUGCCCCAGCCGGCCGGGCCCCCCGAGGUCAGCCGGUUGGCCUCCAUGCUGGCCGCGGCCCUGCGGGGCGACCCGGAGCCCCCCGGCGAGCCCGGCCACCCGGCCCCGGCCGACCGCGUGGCCCUGCGGCGCCUCCGUCGCCUGGAGCUGGCGGGCAACGAGCUGGUGGCCAUCCCCCGGGGCAUGUUCGCCGGCCUGCCGGCCCUGGCGGAGCUCGACCUGGGCAACAACUCGCUCCUCGGGCUGGGCGACGGGGCCGGGGGCACCUUCCUGGCCCACCUGCCCGGCCUGCGCCGCCUGCGCCUCGCCCACAACGCCCUCAAGGGCCUGGACAACGCCACGCUGGCCGAGCUGCGGGCCCUGCCCGCCCUGCGGGUCAACCUGGACGGCAACCCGUGGGCGUGCGACUGCCAGCACGUGGCCCCCGGCCUGCUGGCCUGGCUCCGGGAGAGCGAGCAGGUGGAGGGCAAGGCCGCCCUGGCCUGCGCCUUCCCCGCCCGGCUGCGGGCCCGCCCGCUGCUGCAGCUCAACCUGUCCGAGCUGGACUGCGGCCCGGCCCCCCUGGACCUGCAGGCCCAGCUGCAGACCUCCUACGUCUUCCUGGGCAUCGUCCUGGCCCUCAUCGGGGCCAUUUUCCUGCUGGUCCUGUACUUGAACCGAAAGGGCAUCAAAAAGUGGAUCUAUAACAUCCGGGACGCCUGCCGGGAUCACAUGGAGGGCUACCACUACCGCUACGAAAUCAACGCUGACCCCAGGCUCACCAACCUCAGCUCCAACUCCGACGUCUAGCCGGGAGCCGAGGAUUCCCUCCACCCACCCGACCCCCCUCCAGGAGCGAGGGGCCGCGGCUCUGCAUGACAUGUAGACUUCAAGCUUCUCCCCCCCACCGCCACUUUCUGCCCCCAGGGCCUGUGCCCCCGCUCUUUGGCCUCCGCACCCCCAGGAACCACAGACUUGGACUUCUAAAAGAUGGGCAGGGAGUGGGCUUCGAGGUCGAGUUGGUUGUGCCCCCGCCCUCCCCCGGACCUCUCCCUGGGGUCUUUCCCCUCGCCCCUUUUCUCCCCUCCCUCGCCCUCUUCCCCCACCCCUCGCCCCCUUCCAGUGCCCCGUUCUGGAGCCUGGUCACCUCCGCUUCAGGGGGAUCUCGGGCAGUGCUUGUUUGGAAAGAUUUUUUUCUUCCUUUCUUUCUCUCUUCUAAGUUUCGCCCGAAAAAAAAGAGGAUUUCUCCCAGUACUAAGGUGUAGCAAGGGUACCACUACAGAUACCGUUCAACGAAAGCUGCCUCAACUCUUUUGGGAAAAAAGUAUUUUAUCCGGCAGUUCCAGUUUUAGUCCUAUAUAUCGUCAUGGUGGACAGGAAUCAUUUCAUUCCAUAAAUUGCCUGCACACUUAAAGAGCUCUUUUUAACCAUUCCGUAACAAAAUAGCACAUGAAUUAGAAAGCAUGCAUAUAUUUUACUGGUCUGCAAAUAAUGAAAAAAAAAAACAAAACAAAAACCUUGCAACCUCAGACAAGCUCUUUGUAAAAACGAACUUACUUUUUGAUUGCAGUUUACGUGAAAAGUUGCCAAGUUUUUUAUAUAAACUGCAUAUGGAGUCAACAAAACGAACUGUUAAAAACAUUAAAUAAA
Molecule: messenger RNA, 2202 nt
Organism: Tachyglossus aculeatus (Australian echidna)
Lineage: Eukaryota; Metazoa; Chordata; Mammalia; Monotremata; Tachyglossidae
Gene: TPBG
Product: trophoblast glycoprotein
Exons: 1
Coding region: 1-1362 (453 amino acids)
Biological process (GO): negative regulation of canonical Wnt signaling pathway
Cellular component (GO): plasma membrane
Molecular function (GO): protein binding
Source: RefSeq, a predicted model, not a curated record